Messenger RNA from Oreochromis aureus, 2965 nucleotides. RefSeq names its product protein ZBED8-like. The transcript is spliced from 3 exons. Lineage: Eukaryota; Metazoa; Chordata; Actinopteri; Cichliformes; Cichlidae. Gene Ontology annotation, molecular function: protein dimerization activity. Bases 707 to 2140 code for a protein of 477 amino acids. The record is from RefSeq and is a predicted model, not a curated record.
AACACCAACAUGACAAUAUCAGAUCGUGCAACAAUAACCAUAUGACUGUUCCCACCACAAACACAUGACCAGUGGUUCUUAACCUGGGUUCGAUCGAACCCUAGGGGUUCGGUGAGUCGGUCUCAGGGGUUCGGCAGAGCCUCCACCACGGAGGUUGCAGAGGUCCAGACACACCCGAAUUAUCGUGUAAAUUUGUGAUGACACGCCCCCUUCUGGCCAUCACUGGCUGCAGAUGAUCGUGCUACACUGGUUGGCCAAUCAGUGCUGCGGGGAAUGUAGUGCGCGCAGUAGUCAACAUGUGAAUGUUGUGGUAGUGCUUCGUGUGAUUUUUUCUAACAUUUUAAUCCAUACUAACUAUGUCGGCUAAAAGAAGAAAGUGGUCGGACGAAUAUGUACAAUAUGGAUUCACAUGUAUCACGGAACGUGAUGGGAGUGAGCGUCCUAUCUGCAUGAUUUGCAAUGCCAAGUUGAGCAACUCUAGUCUCGCACCGGCAAAACUAAAGGAACACUUCUUGAAGCUGCAUGGAGACGGGGAAUACAAGAACACAACACCAGAUUCGAUGAAAGGCCCACUCUGCCUCCUCUUGGAUUUGUACCCGUUAACAAACCGAUCCUCACAGCAUCGUACGAAGUUGCUUACCUGAUCGCAAAGCAGGGCAAGCCACACACCAUUGGUGAAACACUCGUGAAACCAGCUGCGUUAAAGAUGGCAAAUCUGAUACUCGGAACAGCGGCCGAAGGUAAAUUAUCCCAAAUUCCUCUUUCAAAUGACACCGUCAGCGACAGAAUAGAAGACAUGAGAAAAGACAUCUUGGCUCAAGUAGUCGCCGAUCUGAUUUCAAGCCCGGCAAAAUUCAGCCUUCAACUCGAUGAGAGCGCAGACGUUGCUAAUCUAAGCCAUCUUACUGUUUUUGUGCGCUAUGUGAAAGAUGACAUGAUAAAAGAAGAUUUUUUAUUUUGUAAGCCUCUUACAACAACAACUAAGGCAGCCGAUGUGAAGAAGCUUGUGGAUGACUUCUUCAGAGACAACAAUCUUUCAUGGGACAUGGUUUCUGCAGUUUGUACGGACAGAGCUCCAGUCAUGCUGGGAAAAAACUCUGGUUUUGGUGUGCUAGUAAAAGCCGAUGCACCACACAUCAUUGUGACUCGUUGUAUUUUGCACAGGCAUGCAUUGGCAACAAAAACCUUGCCUCCAAAAAUGGCAGAAGUAUUAAAAACUGUGGUGGAAUGUGUGAACUAUGUGCGAAAUAGUGCUCUGAGGCACCGCAUCUUCAGUGAGCUGUGUAAAGAAAUGGGCUCUGAAGUCGAGGUACUUCUGUACCAUUCUAAUGUUUGGUGGUUAUCCCGGGGACAGGUGCUGAAUCGUGUUUUUGCCAUGCGUGUGGAAUUAGCCCUGUUUUUGCAAGAGCACCAACACUGUCAUGCAGAUUGCUUCAAAAAUCCUGAGUUCAUUCUCAUUUUAGCGUACAUGGCUGAUAUAUUCGCAGCUCUCAAUCAUCUCAAUCAGCAGAUGCAGGGUGGUGGAGUCAAUAUCAUAGAAGCGGAAGAACACCUGAAGGCUUUUCAAAAAAAGCUAAUGUUAUGGAAACGACGAACAGAGAACAACAACUUCGCAAACUUCCCCCUUCUGGACAACUGUGUAAGUAAGAUCGAAGAUGUGUCUGGAAUCGGAGAUAUUCCUGUAUCCACGGAACUGAAGCAAACAAUUGCAACGCACUUAGAUGAGCUUGCAAAGUCUCUUGACAGAUAUUUCCCUACAAGAGAGUCAUAUCCAGCAUGGGUGAGACAGCCGUUCACGUUUGCUGUUGAGACAGCAGAUGUCAAUGAUGAAUACCUUGACGAAAUCAUUGAAAUUCAGCAGAGCCAGGUUCAACAGCAACUCUUCAGAACAACAACGCUCUCAACGUUUUGGUGUCGACAAACUGACAAGUAUCCAAUUAUUGCUAAGGAAGCCCUGGAUUCUUUUAUACCAUUUGUUACAACAUAUCUUUGCGAGCAAUCCUUUUCGACGAUGCUGGACAUAAAAACGAAGAAAAGGAACAGACUUUUCUGUGAAAAUGACAUGAGAGUGGCACUUGCCAAGGUGAAGCCAUUCAUAUCUAAACUGGUCUCUCAAAGGCAACAGCAGAAGUCACACUGAUUUGCAGGGUGUCGUGUGUGGAUGCGAGGAAGAGAUGACCCAAACGCAGGACUCGUUGAUGAGUGACGAAUUGAAGGUCGAGUUUAUUAUCGAGAGCGGAUGAACAGAACAUGAAAUGGAGGACUGACUGAUCUGAAAAGACUGAACUGGCUGGCUGGACUGGACACACGUACGGCGUAGACAACAUCAAUGACACGACAAUGAAUGGAGGGAAACUGAGGACUUGAAUACACGGAGGGAUGAAGAUGAUAAUGAGAGACCGUGAAUGGAGGACGUGCCAGUGGCCCUGGGACCUCAGGUGGUGGGUCGUUUUCACACUUUCCUUUGUACAGCACUGGGUGCCGGCUGUAGUGAUUUUCUUUUUGUGUGAUUUUCUUUUGGGUCCGCGGCUGCUGGUAAAUCCAAGUUCCAUGAUUGUUUUAUUUUCAUUUUAGGACGCUGUCAGCAACGACGCUACAUUUUGUUUUCUUAAUAUUUUACUCUUUAUUUCUUUUACUAUAAAUAAAACUGUUAAUAUUUGAGCCAACCUGCCUGUAUGUGCAUCCUUGAAUUUGUACGGCCUGUUUUAUUCACUUUUACUUAUUUUUCUUAAAUAUAUAUUUCCUAGGGGUGAAAUUCCCCUAGGUGGCGUUGUCGUUUAUUAGUUUUUAUCUAACCCCGCCGACCACUUGGUCACAUACUUGGCGUUGUCGACAGGACACACAUUUGAGGUAGACGUUUGGUCUUGUAAAUUGUUUUAUUUUUGCAGAGAGAAUAAUUCACCUGUUUUGAAGGCUCUGUUUUUUUUUUUAGUGUGUGAUUAUAGACAAGACAGUAGUAUCCAGG